Messenger RNA from Ctenopharyngodon idella (grass carp), 10858 nucleotides. RefSeq names its product sodium channel, voltage-gated, type I like, alpha b (gene scn1lab). Gene Ontology annotation, molecular function: voltage-gated sodium channel activity; protein binding. Gene Ontology annotation, biological process: sodium ion transmembrane transport; membrane depolarization during action potential; neuronal action potential. The transcript is spliced from 27 exons. The record is from RefSeq and is a predicted model, not a curated record. Bases 1159 to 7224 code for a protein of 2021 amino acids. Lineage: Eukaryota; Metazoa; Chordata; Actinopteri; Cypriniformes; Xenocyprididae. Gene Ontology annotation, cellular component: plasma membrane; axon; voltage-gated sodium channel complex.
AAUUGAGAGGACUAGGAUUGUGAAAAUAUUAAUGUAUUGCUGUUAUAAACAGGCCUAUAUUUACCUCAGAAAUAUAUAUUUGAUUGUUAAAAGGCAUUUGGUGAUUAGGACUUAAUGUCCAGAUAUGACGAUGCAUUCAUUUAAAGGUCACCCCCUGGCUGCUCACAUCAAAACAAUGGGAUUUUGAUCAAAUGACGUAAAACAAAAUAAUUAAUCGUAUCCAUAUUAAGAUCAUAGAGGCUGAGGCAUAUGUUUGCGCAGUAAUUGGGAUCAUCCAGGCACAUAUAAGGAGUUUAAACGGGAUUUGGAUCGCUGGCAUUAUCGCUCUUUUAGCCAUAUCAGGGGUUUUACACGGGAUUUGUGAAUGUAGGAAAACUGGACAGAUGUUUGGGUUUCUGUCCGCUGGUUGCCUAUGGAGAUGAUGAUGAUGAUGGUGGUGCUGAAUCUAUCAAAAUUAGGGAGAUGCUGCUUAAGCGAAGGACUGCAGUUGAUUGUUUUAAGCUUAAUAGAAUAAUAACUCUUGUUUUGAGGAUUUCACUAGACGUUUGCAUUUCCACCAAGCAGAUUAAUUAUAUUGAUAAUGAUUGUCAUUGAAAAGAGGAGCAAACACGACCCCCUCCUUCCCUCACAUCUCCACACCCACCCACCGUCGCAAACUGGCAGUACACGAGAAGGGGUGAAAAACACAAUCCGAAGACACCAUUAUGAGCCAAUUUGCGGUGUUAAUGUGAACCUUUAUGCCUCCGAAACUCGUUUACGUUGGAGACAUUUUUGGUCAGUGAAAAAAGGCACGCCCAGAGACGUUUUCUCUGUCGCCUAGACACCAUUUAACCCUUUGGGUGGGUUUCUCGUUACGUGGAAUUACAUCAAUCUCGGUUCCUCAGUCGGUGUCGUCAAGGUCGGAAAUGUAGAUGUGUUGUAGCCCCAGGCGGUGUUUUUGACAUAAAGCUCUAGAAAUGGCCGUGUAAAUGGUACGUAACAGUCAUGUUCGGAGUUCGUUGUGUUUUGGGUGGACCUUGAGCCUGCGGAAUGGAAAUAAACGGAGACGUCAACAUGGCGACAGCUGCUUCGCCCCUGCGCUCGAGAUGAAUCCUCAUCUAUAAAGCUCCCUGAGUGACCGGAGAUUAUCUGGUGCAGCUACCAGAGCAGGAUGUCAAUAUGGCUGCUCAGCUGCUCGUUCCACCCGGACCUGACAGCUUCCGGCCCUUCUUGCCCGAGUCUCUCGCUGCUAUCGAGCGCCGCAUCGCAGAGGAGGCGGCCCAACGGCCCAAAGGCGAGAGACGGCCUGAUGAUGAUGACGAAAACGGGCCCAAACCCAACACCGAUUUGGAGGCGGGAAAAUCCCUGCCCUUUAUCUACGGAGACAUUCCACCCAACAUGGUGUCCGUCCCGCUGGAGGACCUGGACACCUACUACAGCAACCAAAAAACCUUUAUAGUAUUGAAUCGUGGGAAGGCUAUAUUCCGCUUUAAUGCUACGCCGGCCUUGUAUAUUUUGAGCCCUUUCAAUCCAUUGAGGAGAAUCUCCAUCAGGGUCCUGGUGCAUUCGCUGUUCAGUUUUGUGAUCAUGUGCACAAUCUUGACCAACUGCGCCUUCAUGACCCUCAGCAAUCCCCCGGACUGGGCCAAGAACGUGGAGUACACGUUCACAGGGAUCUACACCUUCGAGUCCCUGAUUAAGAUCCUGGCACGGGGCUUCUGCGUGGGGAAGUUCACUUUCCUGCGAGACCCCUGGAACUGGCUGGAUUUCAGUGUCAUUCUGAUGGCGUAUGUAACUGAGUUUGUAAACCUAGGCAAUGUGUCAGCUCUCCGCACUUUCAGAGUGCUCAGAGCUUUGAAAACUAUCUCAGUCAUCCCAGGGCUGAAGACCAUCGUUGGAGCUCUGAUCCAGUCCGUGAAGAAGCUGUCAGACGUGAUGAUCCUGACGGUGUUCUGUCUGAGUGUGUUUGCUCUGAUCGGACUGCAGCUCUUCAUGGGAAACCUGCGGCAGAAGUGUGUGAAGAUUCCGGAAGUCAAUGUCACUGAAAACCUCACUGCCACGCUGAGCUAUAGUAAUGGCUUAGAGCGGCACAACUCCACCUUUAACUGGACAGAGUACAUUAGUGAUGAGAAAAACUAUUAUUACCUCCCAGGCCGCAGAGAUGCUUUGCUGUGUGGAAAUUCAAGUGAUGCAGGGCAGUGCCCAGAGGGCUUCUCAUGCAUAAAAGCAGGGCGUAAUCCUGACUACGGCUACACAAGCUUUGACACGUUCAGCUGGGCCUUCCUCUCACUCUUCCGACUCAUGACACAAGACUUCUGGGAAAACCUCUACCAGCAGACCCUGCGUGCAGCUGGAAAGCCCUAUAUGAUCUUCUUUGUUCUUGUGAUCUUUCUGGGCUCCUUUUAUCUGGUGAAUCUCAUCCUGGCUGUGGUGGCCAUGGCAUAUGAUGAGCAGAACCAGGCCACCAUAGAAGAGGCCCAACAGAAAGAAGAAGAGUUUCAAGCCAUGCUGGAACAGCUAAAGAGACAACAAGAAGAGGCACAGCUUGAACUGAGUCUACCCCUGGUUGCCCCUAACAACGGUGCUUGUGCUGUGAUUGGCUGGCAGGUUGCCGCGGCAGCAGCAACAGAGAGUGGGGAGUACAGCGGGAGGGGGGGCUUGUCAGAGGAAAGCUCCUCCGGGGGGUCCAGACUCAGCUCCAAGAGCGCUAAAGAGAGAAGGAACAGGAGGAAGAAAAGAAAACAAAGGGAAGAAGAAGAGAAAGCCGAUCAGGAGAAGUUCCAUAAGUCCGCCUCAGAGGACAGUAUCAGACGGUCUGGAUUUCGAUUAUCCAUAGAUGCCAACCGACUCUCAUAUGAGAAGAAAUGUUCCACUCCAAAUCAGUCUCUUCUCAGCAUUCGUGGAUCUCUCUUCUCCCCGAGGAGGAACAGUCGUGCGAGUCUUUUCAGUUUUCGUGGUAGAGCACGAGACUUUGGCUCAGAGAAUGAUUUUGCAGACGAUGAGCACAGCACUUUUGAGGAUAGCGACAGUCGGCGUGGCUCGCUCUUCGUACCUCGUUGUAUUGAGAGACGAAGUUCCACUGUCAGUCACUGCAGCCUUGCCCCCAGGAUUAUGCUCCCAGCCAAUGGGAAAAUGCAUUGCACAGUUGAUUGCAAUGGAGUGGUGUCACUGGUGGGCGGGACAUCUGUGCCAACAUCACCAAUCGGACGUUUGUUACCAGAGGGCACGACCACUGAGUCUGAGGCACGUAAGAAACGUUCAGGAUCACACCAGCCAUCUGAUUAUCUGGACGAAACAGUUGCCAGAAAAAGAGCUCUGAGUGUGGCCAGCAUUCUGACAAAUACUAUGGAAGAACUCGAGGAAUCACGGCAGAAGUGCCCUCCUUGUUGGUACAAAUUUGCCAAUAGCUUCCUGAUCUGGGACUGCUAUCCAGCCUGGCUGAAGGUGAAGGAGAUUGUGAACAUGGUCGUGAUGGAUCCGUUUGUUGACCUGGCCAUAACCAUCUGCAUUGUUCUCAACACCCUCUUCAUGGCUAUGGAACACUACCCCAUGACACCAGGAUUCAACCAUGUGCUGUCAGUUGGGAACCUGGUAUUCACAGGAAUCUUCACAGCAGAGAUGUGUCUGAAGGUAAUUGCUCUGGACCCAUAUUACUACUUCCAAGAAGGCUGGAAUAUCUUUGACGGCAUCAUUGUAAGCCUGAGUCUCAUGGAACUGGGCCUGGCCAAUGUUGAGGGACUUUCAGUGUUGCGCUCCUUUAGAUUGUUAAGAGUCUUUAAGCUGGCAAAGUCUUGGCCCACCCUGAACAUGCUGAUAAAGAUUAUUGGUAACUCAGUUGGUGCUUUGGGAAAUCUAACCCUCGUCCUGGCCAUCAUUGUCUUCAUAUUCGCUGUGGUUGGAAUGCAGCUGUUUGGAAAGAGCUACCGAGAGUGCGUCUGCAAGAUUUCGGAGGACUGCGAGUUGCCGCGGUGGCACAUGGACGAUUUCUUCCACUCCUUCCUGAUUGUAUUCCGAGUGCUUUGUGGCGAAUGGAUCGAAACCAUGUGGGACUGCAUGGAAGUGGCGGGACAGUCAAUGUGUCUCAUCGUCUUCAUGAUGGUCAUGGUCAUUGGGAAUCUGGUGGUGUUGAACCUUUUCCUGGCCUUGCUGUUGAGCUCUUUCAGUGCCGAUAAUCUCGCCGCCACGGAUGACGACAGCGAAAUGAACAAUCUGCAGAUCGCUGUGGGCCGAAUACAUAAAGGUAUCGCACUGGUCAAGUCAACUUUGCGGCAGUUCCUCCAAAGCCUCUGCCUGGCUGGCUCCAAACCACGCGCACUAGAUGAAGAGAAACCCCUUGACGACCUCCACAGCGACAGCAAGGAGAACUGCUUGUCCAAUCACGCUCCGGUGGCCGUCGACCUCACUAAAGACUAUCUGAAGGAGGGUUGCGUUUCCCCUGGUAACGGGGUGGAAGGUCACGUAAAGUAUGGAAUUGAGGAAGGCGACUACAUGUCGUUCAUACACAAUCCCAGCCUCACUGUUACAGUACCGAUUGCGGUGGGAGAGUCGGACUUUGAAAAUCUGAACACGGAAGAUUUCAGUAGCGACUCAUCUGACGUCGAGGGCAGCAAAGAGAAGCUGCCUGUUGAUGCGGUUCUCAGUUCCUCAGAGGGGAGCACAGUCGAUAUACGACCCCCUGGAGAGGGGGCGGAGUCCGUCGAGUUGGAGCCAGAAGAGUCCCUGGACCCAGAGGCUUGCUUUACAGAAGGCUGUGUGAUGAGGUUUCAGUGCUGUCAGGUCGAUGUGGAGAAGGGAAAAUGGAAGAGUUGGUGGAAUCUCAGGAAAACCUGCUUCAUCAUUGUUGAGCACAACUGGUUUGAGUCCUUUAUCAUCUUCAUGAUUUUACUCAGCAGUGGAGCAUUGGCUUUUGAGGACAUUUACAUCGAGCAGCGUAAGACGAUAAAGACGGUGUUGGAAUAUGCAGAUAAAGUCUUCACAUACGUCUUUAUUUUGGAGAUGCUUCUGAAGUGGGUUGCUUACGGCUUCGCCAAAUACUUCACCAAUGCUUGGUGCUGGCUUGACUUCCUGAUUGUUGAUGUGUCGUUGGUGAGUUUGGUAGCAAAUGCUCUUGGUUACUCUGAACUAAGUGCCAUUAAGUCCCUGAGAACUCUGCGUGCUCUUAGACCUUUGAGAGCAUUGUCACGCUUCGAGGGAAUGAGGGUUGUAGUGAAUGCCCUGCUGGGAGCCAUACCUUCUAUCAUGAAUGUCCUGCUGGUGUGUUUGAUCUUCUGGCUGAUCUUCAGCAUCAUGGGGGUGAAUCUCUUCGCUGGGAAAUACUACCAUUGCAUUAAUAUCACCAACGAAGAAAUGAUUCCCAUCAGUGUGGUCAAUAACAAGUCCGAUUGCAAUGCCCUUAUUCAAAACAAUGGUACGGCACGCUGGAAAAACGUGAAAAUUAAUUUCGAUAACGUGGGAGCCGGAUACCUGGCACUACUGCAAGUGGCCACAUUUAAAGGAUGGAUGGACAUCAUGUACGCAGCUGUGGAUUCUCGUGAUGUGGAGCUGCAGCCUGACUACGAAUCUAACCUUUACAUGUACCUAUACUUCGUCAUCUUCAUUAUCUUCGGCUCCUUCUUUACCCUUAACCUCUUCAUUGGUGUCAUCAUUGAUAACUUCAAUCAGCAGAAGAAAAAGCUUGGAGGUCAGGAUAUCUUCAUGACAGAAGAACAGAAGAAAUAUUACAAUGCCAUGAAGAAACUGGGAUCUAAGAAGCCUCAAAAGCCAAUUCCCAGGCCUACGAACAAGUUUCAAGGCAUCAUCUUUGACUUAAUCACCAAACAAGCCUUCGACAUUGUCAUUAUGAUCCUGAUCUGCUUGAACAUGGUGACCAUGAUGGUGGAAACUGACGACCAGACAAAGGAAAUGGAUGAUAUUUUGUACUGGAUAAACCUGGUUUUCAUCGUCCUCUUCACUGGAGAAUGUGUGCUCAAGAUGAUCUCCCUCCGGCACUACUACUUCACCAUUGGCUGGAAUGUGUUUGACUUUGUAGUGGUGAUUCUGUCAAUUGUUGGCAUGUUCCUCUCUGAGAUGAUUGAGAAAUAUUUUGUAUCGCCAACCUUAUUUCGAGUCAUCCGACUUGCCAGAAUCGGUCGCAUUCUUCGUCUCAUCAAAGGCGCCAAAGGCAUUCGUACCCUCCUGUUUGCCUUGAUGAUGUCACUUCCUGCCUUGUUCAAUAUUGGCCUCCUUCUCUUCCUGGUCAUGUUUAUCUAUGCCAUCUUUGGAAUGUCCAACUUUGCCUAUGUGAAGAAAGAGGCAGGGAUUGAUGACAUGUUUAACUUUGAGACAUUUGGGAACUCGAUGCUUUGUCUGUUCCAGAUCACCACUUCUGCAGGAUGGGACGGCCUCUUGGCGCCCAUCCUGAACAAGCAAGAUCCAGAUUGCGACAGCGAAACAGAGCACCCGGGCAGCUUGUACCGCGGCAAUUGUGGGAACCCCUCGGUCGGCAUCUUCUUCUUCGUGAGCUACAUCAUCAUCUGCUUUCUGAUUGUGGUGAACAUGUACAUCGCUGUGAUCUUGGAGAACUUCAGCGUAGCCACAGAGGAGAGUGCCGAACCGCUCAGCGAGGAUGACUUUGAAAUGUUCUACGAAGUCUGGGAGCGAUUCGACCCCAAUGCUACGCAGUUCGUGGAGUACAACAAGCUUUCUGACUUUGCAGAUGCUCUGGAUCCUCCGUUACGCAUCGCCAAGCCAAACAAGAUCCAGCUCAUUGCCAUGGACUUGCCCAUGGUCAGUGGGGAUCGCAUCCACUGCCUGGACAUCCUGUUUGCCUUUACCCUGAGGGUACUGGGAGAGGAGGGUGAGAUGGAUGCCCUGAGGGGACAAAUGGAGGAUCGUUUCAUGGCCUCCAAUCCCUCCAAAGUCUCCUACGAGCCUAUCACGACAACCCUCCGCAGGAAACAGGAGGAGAUGUCAGCCUCCGUCAUUCAAAGGGCCUUCCGACGGUACCGCAUAAGGCAAACAGUAAAGAAGGCCUCUAAAGCGUAUCGGCAACAGCUGCAGGACGGGGUCGUGCAUAUCCCGGAGAAAGAGGUGCUUGUCAUUGGAAAGUUUCAAGAGAACUCUGCAUCGGACAAAACGGAUAUGACUCCCUCUUCUGCCUCUCCGCCGUCUUAUAACAGUGUGGCCAAGUCAGAGAAAGACAAAUAUGAAAAAGAGAGGAGAGAGAAGGAGGACAAAGCAAAAGAUGCAAGGGACAGAAAAAAAUGAAUGAGGGAUUGAAACAGAGACUGUUCUUUUCAACUGAGACACUGUUUACAGAGCGGAACGCAAGCACCGAGGGGCAAUUCACCUCAAGCGGUUUUGGAACUAAUGCCAAACUGAGUGUGUGUGGGGCGGAGUGUGUGUAUGUGCGUGUGUCUAGACUAUUGUGUGCGUGCCCACCGAGCUAGCCUUAGGGUGCAUUUAUGGUGUUGACGGAAAGCGUUCAUUCAAGGACAGUGCCACGAUGAACACACGCACACACACACGCUCGAGUAUGACUGUUGAAUCCCUAAAGACACUGGUGUGAAACAAAAUGGCAAGUAUAGAGUGGUGUGUGAGUUUGUCUUUUAGUUUUGAGUGUUGUCACACAAUCCUGAGGACUAAAAGAAACUGUUAUAGUCAUCAGUAGCUAGUGCUAACACUACCGCUGGUGUCUUUCUUAUUGAAUGGCGUAUUAUAUACCUGCACAUUUUUGUUAGCUCAUUUUUUUAAUCAUGUUGAACUUUUCUACUCAUAGGUUUGAUUGUCUAAACUACUUCAUUUAAGGGCACGUCUGUGGAGGGGCUGGGGAAUGUCGGUCAUAUCCGGUAGUGAAUUAUCUGAACGCUCCUAUAACGGGACCUCAUUUACUUUAGCGUUAGCGUAUGCCGAACAAACCACACACACACACACACACACGUUUAUAUAUAUAUAUACAAGUAGGUUCCAAGUGCUACAAAAUCAAUCACUCAGUAAGCUGAGAGCAGAAUGCUACUGUACUAAUCAGGACUUUAACACAUAGAAUGUUUUUUUAUUAUUUAUGGAUGGAGAUGUAGACCUGUCUGCACUGCCUUACUGAACACAAAAAUGGAUUGAUUGAACGCAAUCUUCCACUGUUGAUAGCAGAAUGAGCCAAACUCAGUGGAUUUGUCAAAAUGUAUCUGAUUCAAAAAUGCUGAUCAAUGUUUUGGGUUCAAUGCAUGUUAAGCUCAAUUGACAGCAUUUGUGUCGCUAAAAGGCACUUACAAUGGGAGUAAAAAUGAUGUGAUAUAAAAACAGUUAAAUGACAAUAGAUAUUAAAAUACACACUGUUUACAGCCACAUGUAUAGUAGAGCCACAAAACUAUUAUAUUAUAAAAUAUUAUGUACAAAAUAUUAUAUAGAUUACAUGAGACUAGUGUGAUAUAACUGCUUACUAAUCUUGUCUGUUAUCUUUAAAAUCUGUUAUCAUGAUAAUGCUAGUAAAGCCUGUAAACUCAAUCAAAUUUUGCACAAUAUCUGCACAAAGACACCAAGAAGGAAGGUGAGGCGUUGUACCAAAUUACCAGAUUUUGUAGUUAUUUCUAUCUUAAAGGGUUAGUUCACCCAAAAAUGAAAAGUCUCUCAAUGUUAUGAAGCGACGAGAAUACUUUUUGUGUGCCAAAAAAACAAAACAACGACUUUAUUCAACAAUAUCUAGUGAUGGGUGAUUUCAAAACACUGCUUCAUGAAGCUUUACGAAUCUUUUGUUUUGAAUCAGUGGUUCGGAGUGCGUAUCAAACUGCAAAAGUCACGUGAUUUCAGUAAACGAGGCUUCGUUACUUCAUAAGUGUUUCAAAACAUUUCGAAAUUUCAAUGGUUCACGUGACUUUGGCAGUUUGAUACGCGCUCGUGAAGCUUCAUGAAGCAGUGUUUUGAAAUCGCCCAUCACUAGAUGUUGAAUAAAGUCAUUAUUUUGUUUAUUUUGGCGCACAGAAAGUAUUCUCAUCGCUUCAUAACAUUAAGGUUGAACCACUGAAGUCACAUGAACUGUUUUAAAUAUGUCUUUAUUAGCUUUCUGGGCAUCUGUGUUAAUUAUCUUGCUGGCAAUGCAGGCCUCAUUGAGCCAUCGGAUUUUAUCAAAAAUAUCUUAAUUUGUGUUCUGAAGAUGAACGAAGGUCUUACGGGUGUGGAAAGACAUGAGGGUGAGUAAUAAAUGACAGAAUUUUUAUUUUUGGGUGAACUAACCCUUUAAAGGGGCCACAUCCUAUAUUUUUCCUGUGCGUCUAAUCAGAAGUUGUUUAUUACGUCUUUACCUGACACCUUGUGCAAACAACAUGUUUCUGGAAUAGCAAAAACCACAGAAAUUAAAUAAAAAAUAUCUUACUACAAAAAUUACUUUUAACUUCUCAAAUAAUGAUUAUUUUUUAUAUAUUAUUUCCUGUCACAUAAGAUUUAAUGUAACUGUUUUAUCAAAAAUAUAAGUUGUACAUCUUGGCAUGCAAACCCUUCAGAUGCUGACACAGUUUACUUCUAUUGGUAGUGUCUUACUCUAACCUUGAUUCUUAUUUUAGGGACUUUAUUUCCGAUGGUAAUCAAUAUUAUGCAACAAAUGCUGUUCAUUGAAGCCUAAACAUUCUUUUAAUUUGUACACCACAGAUGAUGGCGAAUACAAGACAUGUAUCCAUUCCACCCCUCCGUGAAACGACCGCAAUGUUAACAGACUUCGGAUAGCCUGAAUGUACACUCACUGGUGAACGUGAUAGGAAACGGCAAUGUAACCCUACUGAAUGUCUCUGUGCCAGACAGCCACAUGUCUCACCUCCUCAUUUUAUUUUGAACAAAAAGAAAGAAAAAAAAAAAAAAACAUGCAUAGAUCUUCCAGAUCUAAUACCAUUCCGUGCAUAGGUGCAGGUCAACCUGUCAGUGGAUGUCUACUGAAAAACAAUUUUCCUCGUUUUGAAGUUCAAUGUCUGUCGCCGAGCAACAGCAACACCCUGAGUUCAGCUGAAUAAUACGAUUAUGACAUGAGCUCUUCUGUUGAAUUAGUGGUGGUGAUUUUGUAUGUAUAUACUGGCACGCUGUAUCUCACCUCUGUACUCAACUCUGUAGAGGAGCACUUUUACACGCCACUUAAACUGUCAUUUGGAUGCAUGUGAUCAGUGUGUGAGAGGUGUACAUGUGAGUGUGAAAGAGAAAAAAGAAUAUGAGAGAUCUAUAUGUGUGUUUUGACUGUAUGUACUGGGGCCACCAUCGAUGUGCUUUAUUCUCAUUUUCUUUAUUGUUUAUAAUGUAAAUAGUAGUUUCAAGCUCAUGUUAUUGUUUUGUUUUGUUUUUGUUUUUUUAAAUUGACUUAUUUUGUUUACAUUUUUUUGCACAGUGCUACAUGUGAAGGCCAGGUCCUGGUUUUAAAUGUACAUAAAAAUUUAUGAAGCAAUCAGUGGUUGUCAUAUUUCAUUCGUAGUGUGGUAGUAAACUGCAUGCACUAUAUUAACCAAUUACAUGGUGACGUUAUUUUAAAAGCCAAAAGAAUAAAGAUCAUAUUUUUUGUACCAAAGUUAAACUUAUUAUAUUCGUUAUUACACACUCUGAAAGUACUUUGCAAAUAUAAUUUCGAGAGAGAAUCAUGGCAGAGAAAUACGUACUUUUUGUUGGGUUACUUGAAAAUGUUUAUGAUUUGCAAUCGUGUACCUUUUGUUUUGAAUGUGCAAUAUGAAUUGAUUUCCUCUGAAGCGGAGCAGAGUUUGCAGACAUCCACUGUAGUUUUCCAAAAUAAAGCACAUUUUGGGAAACCAGUAACUGAAAAGCCUAAGACAGUUAUUUUGGAAAUGUUUUUUGUCAAAUAAGCAGCAUUUGUCUCCGGCUGUAUUGGUAUAUUUGUGCCAUUCAAAAAUUAAUAAAUAAUCCAAAUAUAACAAAUAGA